AGCAGGUCUGAGCGCCUGUCCUCCUGCCAGAGCUGCCUGAGAACUGGACAGACACCCGGGAGACGCUGCUCGAGGGGAUGCUCUUCAACCUCAAGUACCUGGGCAUGACGCUGGUGGAGCAGCCCAAGGGCGAGGAGAUGUCCGCGGCCGCCGUCAAGAGGAUCGUGGCCACGGCCAAGGCCAGCGGGAAGAAGCUGCAGAAGGUGACUCUCAAGGUGUCACCACGGGGGAUCAUCCUGACCGACGGCAUCACCAGCCAGCUCAUUGAGAACGUGUCCAUUUACAGGAUCUCCUACUGCACGGCGGACAAGAUGCACGGCAAAGUGUUUGCCUACAUCGCCCAGAGCCAGCACAACGAGAAUCUCGAGUGCCACGCCUUCCUCUGCACCAAGCGGAAAAUGGCUCAGGCUGUCACCCUCACCGUAGCCCAGGCCUUCAAAGUUGCCUUUGAGUUUUGGCAGGUGUCCAAGGAAGAGAAGGAGAAGAGGGAGAAAGCCAGCCAGGAGGGCGGGGACGGCCUGGGCGGGGGCCGUGGCAGCAGCACCCCCUCGUUGAAGAACCUGGUUGCCACGGGAAACCUGCUGGACUUGGAAGAGAUGACCAAAGCCCCGCUGUCCACAGUCAGCGCUAAUACCACUAACGUCGACGAGGCCCCGAGGCCUCCAGCCUUGAGUAGCAGCAGUGUUGUCUGGGAGCUGGAUGACGACCUGGAUGAAGCAUUUUCAAGGCUCGCCCAGUCUCGGACGAACCCUCAGGUCCUGGACACUGGACUGACAGCACAGGACAUCCAUUACGCCCAGUGCCUCUCGCCGGUCGACUGGGACAAGCCUGACAGCGGCAGCCCCCAGCAGGAGGACCUCUUCAGCUUCUGAGCGCCCGGGGCUGGUGGGGCGUGUGACCACAGCCACCUGCAGUUGCGGGGGGCCCCA
Myotis brandtii (Brandt's bat) is the source of this 929-nucleotide messenger RNA. RefSeq names its product low density lipoprotein receptor adaptor protein 1 (gene LDLRAP1). Gene Ontology annotation, cellular component: early endosome. The transcript has 8 exons. Lineage: Eukaryota; Metazoa; Chordata; Mammalia; Chiroptera; Vespertilionidae. The record is from RefSeq and is a predicted model, not a curated record. Bases 78 to 872 code for a protein of 264 amino acids.